AUGUCCCGUGCACCAUCGCCCACUGGUUCCUACUUCAGUCACUCAUCCAAACCAUCUGGAUCAUCCUUCGCUGGGUCUAGACCAGCUUUGCAUGGUAAGGAGUCGAACGAGUCCGUUUUUUCCUCAAAUGAUUCCUUGACAACAGACCCGCUACGUAAUGGGUCGCAGAAUUUGUCUCUGCCACCACCGUCGGACCCUUCGUCGCCAUAUCAUAUUGCAUUGCCGUUGAAUCCACAUCCUGUUGAGCAGCUAGUGAACCGCUUUACCAUAUGGAAAAAAUUGAUCAAGGAACUGAUCUUCUACUUCAAGGAGCUCAGCUCCUUGAAACAACACUACUAUGAGCUCAACAUUCACAUGUUGAACAACAUCAAGCUUCUCACAAAGCCUUCUGCAAAGAGCGUAGCCCCAUUAGACCAUAAUGAUGAUCCCACAGGUGAACUUGCUGCUUUCACUGGAACCACAGAGGAAAAGUUCAUGAAAACAGCGUUCCUUCCUCCCAGUGGAUCAUCCAUCACCAGCGUUCGUAAUACUUUGCAUAACUAUCAUAGAGCUUUAGCUGAAAAAGAACUAGUUACCUACAAUCAACUGACUUUAAAGGUCAUUCCAAGAUUGGAGAAUUUCAAACGAUCUUUGAACUCAAAGAUAAAAGAGAUUUUGACCUUGAAGAACGAUUUCAAAUUGCAAAAAAUAAAAUCUCAGGUGGCCAUGACAGGUCAAUUAUUAAGUGACUACGUCAAUGUCAUCGAAUUAUUCAACCGGGGCUCAACCACAACUCCGUCUGGCCUUGACACCUCUGAGAAGUACAAUUCAAAACUGACCAGCUCUGGUAAAUAUGAUCCGUAUGUUUUGAAAUUGAGGUUUGAUUUACAACUGCGGCAACAGCUCUUAGAAGAAAAUAUGGUGAGGGAGUCAUUCCUUAGUAUUCAAAAGGCUGGUCUUUUACUUGAGGAAGUGGUUUACAAGGAAGUGCAGAAUGCUUUCGGAAAAUUUGCCAAUUUGAUAGACGCAGAAGUCAACACUGUCAAGAAGAACUUAGUUGAGGAUCUCAAAGAAGGAUUCUUGAAGAACGUCCCCUCUUCUGAUUGGGAUUAUUUUAUUUUGAACGACAAGGCAAACUUUCUGAAUAUCUCAUCCAAAGAGAUAUUGAACCCUUCUCCCGGUAGAAAACUUUCGAAUAUUGUCUAUCCGUAUCAAAAGAAGCUAGCUGCACGUUGUAUUCGAUCCGGCCAUCUAGAAAAGAAAAAUAAACUUUUGAAGAGCUAUGCCAAAGGAUACUACGUCCUGACUCUCAAUUUUCUGCACGAGUUUAAGACUCCAGAUAGAAAGAAAGAAUACAUGCCCCAGUCUUCACUUCCGUUGGAUAGAGUAGUUUUAAAGGAAUCAGAUCGAGAAUCUCGCAAGUUUGUUCUUCAUGAUACUAGUACCAAGACAAACCACAUUUUCAAAUGCGUAGAUGCAGUUGACGCUGGAAAAUGGUAUACAGACUUGAAGGAAUUGACCAAAUACGCUUCAUCGAUAGAGAGAAACACUGUUAUGGAGUUUCGUUAUGCCAAUUCUGUUGCGAAGCAGCCUGUUCAGGGCCAUUCCAAGAACUCAUCUGAGUCAUCCAUUUAUCUUCCUGAAAGGACAACUUCUCCUUUGCCUGCUGAAUUGAAAGAUACUGAAGAACUUAGAAAGAACUCUUCAUCCUUUGCUUUGCCUACUUUCAAAAAUCUGAGCACUUCCAAGCUUGAUGAAGUACUCUCAGCACCACUACAUGAGAGUCCCAAUAGUGAUAGUUCUUCGACACCCAGCACCAUCCAUCAACCUGUUCCAUCCAUUUCAAUAACUAGACACCAGUCAAAGAAGAAACCAUCGAAGGUUCCAGUAAGGUCUGACACCCCUCCGAUCAACACUCAACAGUUGCGUAAUAAUGGUUCUGUUAAAACAGGAGAUAUUCAUAGCUCAUUUGCGCUAUCUGGCAACCACAUCGCUGAUCAGCGAGAAGUAUCAUCUUCAAGUCAAUCGAAUCUUGCAGAGACUAAUUUAACUACUCCCGAUGUUAAAGGAUACGAAUAUAACUUAGAUACCCCAGGUAAAACCCCUGAUUUAGACUACUUCAGCUUCAAAGGACAGAAUGCUAAGUCGAUGGCCAACUCUUCAAGCGGUUUGAAUACCCCAACUGAAAGUAUUUCCGAUUCUGCUAAUAGUAGCACCAGCAAGUUCCAUGGAACGCUGGAACUUCCAACGGCCAACUUUUCAGAUGUUAUAAGAAAUAAUGCUUCCAUUCCAGCUACUCCCGGAGAGCUACCAAGCAGCUCCAUCAAAGAUAUGAUCAAACAAUAUGGUCUUGAUGAACAUCUCCAGGAAUGA
Komagataella phaffii GS115 is the source of this 2352-nucleotide messenger RNA. Its product is annotated as Pleckstrin homology domain containing protein proposed to function as a glycerol channel activator. NCBI's taxonomy places the organism in Eukaryota, Fungi, Ascomycota, Pichiomycetes, Pichiales, Pichiaceae. The transcript has a single exon. Bases 1 to 2352 code for a protein of 783 amino acids. The record is from RefSeq and is a predicted model, not a curated record.